Molecule: messenger RNA, 697 nt
Organism: Brassica rapa (field mustard)
Lineage: Eukaryota; Viridiplantae; Streptophyta; Magnoliopsida; Brassicales; Brassicaceae
Product: RNA polymerase II transcriptional coactivator KELP
Biological process (GO): positive regulation of transcription initiation by RNA polymerase II
Molecular function (GO): transcription coactivator activity; DNA binding
Source: RefSeq, marked provisional
GAAAACCCUAAAGAUGGAGGAAGAAAGCAAGGCGAAGAUCGAGGAAACGGUGCGAGAGAUUCUGAAGGAAUCGGACAUGACGGAGAUGACAGAGUUCAAGGUCCGUAACCUCGCUUCGGAGAGACUCGGCAUCGAUCUCUCAGACAAAUCUCACAAGGCGUUCGUGCGCGGCAUCGUCAAGUCGUUCCUCGAAGAAGUGGAGUCCAAGCAACAACAACAACAGGACAAGGAAGAGGAAGAGGAAGAAGAAAGAGCUAAGGAGGGAAACAAAGAGUUUGACGAUGACGGCGAUCUCAUCAUUUGCAGGCUGUCGGAUAAGAGGAGAGUGACGAUUCAGGAGUUUAGAGGAAAGAGUUUGGUUUCCAUCAGAGAGUAUUAUAAGAAAGACGGCAAAGAGCUUCCUUCUUCUAAAGGAAUAAGCUUAACAGACGAACAAUGGUCAACGUUCAAGAAAAAUAUUCCAGCUAUCGAAGCUGCUGUCAAGAAAAUGGAAUCGCGUGUCUGACGAACUUGUGGUUGAUUCUGCUUUCAGAAACAUAUGCAAGUGUCUUGUUGAAUCAGUGGUGCAAAAUGUUAUUGUGUUUAUGUAACUUAUUUUCUUUCUUCGGUUGGUCGUAAUGUGUUUCUAAGAGGACCUGGCGAACGAGCCACUAUCAUCAGAGUAUUCAGUUUGUUUAUUGUUUAUUAUGCUACCAGA